AUGUUGCCAUAUCGUGGACUCCCCACCGCCCUUCAUCCAGAGCUUUUGGAUCGACCGUGGUAUACGUCUCUGGUCUCCGCAGGCUCUUCGGUCUCCCUCAUUGUCGAUGACCACCCUACAAUCCCCCCUGACCCCUCCAGCUCGCCGAAGCAUGGCGCCCGCAGGCCCCAAACUGCGGGACAGUUGCAACCGUUGUGCCGCGUCCAAGCUCAAAUGCAGCAAGGAGAAACCGACCUGCGCUCGGUGUGCAAAGCGAGGCAUGGUCGGAAGCAGGGCAGCCGGCCCCCGGUGACCCAGGAUUUGCCAACGACGGCAUCCAGCUGGACGACCGCUAUUUGUGACCCCGAGAUAUUGGCUUCCCCGGGGGUCAUGCAGCCGUCUCCCAGAUCACCGCCCGUGGGCUACCCAGACAUCUUCUCAGGGGCUUCCUCGUUGGCCGAUCCGACGGCAUCGACUCCGUCCUCGUUGAAUUUCCACGCCGACGACUUUCCGGCCCCUCCCAUUUCGUUUUCCAUGUUAGAGUUGCCUGAUGCGGGCGGUCUGACGGACUCUUGCCAAUUUAACGAUCAGAAUCAUAUGAGCAAUUUGAGCGAUCUCGGUAGCGCGACGCCGCUUCUUGCUUCGAACAAUGUCUCUUCGUCCAUGGAAACGGCUGCAGUUCCUGGAUUUCGACCGUCCUCCUCCGCACCACCGCCAGAACGCCUGGACGGCCGCCGGUCGUCGAUGAUCAACGGGCUCCACUCGGGGCCGAUCUGCAGCCUCCUGGUCCGCGCCCUUGGCCUGCUCAAACAACUGCCCUCCCCAGCGUCGGCAUCCUGCCAUGCUUCCAAGGGACAGGGCUUGGAGAACCAUCACGGGCUCGACCGACCCCCGACCAUCCAAUCCGUAAUCGCCGACAACGAGCAGACGGUCCAGGCGAUUAGCGAUAUCCUACAAUGCCAAUGCUCCCAGGACGGAUAUCUUCUCGCCAUUCUGUCUGUUAUUAUUUUCAAAGUGUUGGGCCGGUACGCCGCUGUGGUGCGGCAGACGCCCGCUUUGGACGGCGACGGCCAGUGUUGGGACACGACUCGUUCGGAUCAUCGGGCACAGCAACACCCCGAGCAUGGACAACGGCCUCCCGCGGUGGUGGUGGUGGUGGGUGACUACAGUGCGGAUGGCGAGGAUCAAGGUCGCAUGGCCGCGCAGCAGAUCCUCAGCCAGCUCCAUCGCGUGCAGCGGUUGGUGAAUAUCCUGUCCCAACGCUUCAAACCCCACGGAGGACGCGCGGAACCCCCGAGUUCCUCCUCCUCCUCCAUCGACGGCUCGGACGUACUCUCGUACACAGAGAGCUUGUUUCCGUUUCCGGACUCGGUGCUGGAGCAGAUGGAGGUUGACCUGCGCAAGCGUCUCCGCAACUUGUCGGCGGAGAUUGUGGACAUCCUUCGCUCAGGGUGA
Molecule: messenger RNA, 1434 nt
Organism: Rasamsonia emersonii CBS 393.64
Lineage: Eukaryota; Fungi; Ascomycota; Eurotiomycetes; Eurotiales; Trichocomaceae
Product: Sterigmatocystin biosynthesis regulatory protein
Exons: 2
Coding region: 1-1434 (477 amino acids)
Biological process (GO): regulation of DNA-templated transcription; aflatoxin biosynthetic process
Cellular component (GO): nucleus
Molecular function (GO): DNA binding
Source: RefSeq, a predicted model, not a curated record